This is a messenger RNA of Galendromus occidentalis (western predatory mite), 1023 nucleotides long. RefSeq lists its product as uncharacterized. The transcript is spliced from 5 exons. NCBI's taxonomy places the organism in Eukaryota, Metazoa, Arthropoda, Arachnida, Mesostigmata, Phytoseiidae. The record is from RefSeq and is a predicted model, not a curated record. The coding region runs from base 1 to 1023 and encodes 340 amino acids.
AUGCAUCAGAGCAAGUUCUUCGGAGCUUGUCUUCUGCUGACGGCUUCGGCAUGGGCUGCGGAGGGCCCUUCGACCAUUCUACCUCUACUCAAUCCCACGACGACAACCUCUACGGAAGCUCCUCCACUCCCGGAGCCCGCUGCUUUGAAUUCGGAGUCUUUGCCGAUCCCAGAAGCUCAUGUCUCCGCCCAACUCCAGCUCGGAGACAGCGACGGCAACAACGAGCAUUCAGGCGGACCCAAAGUCCGUAAAGCGGCGCAAUCGUCGGAUCGCGACAUGACUCCGAGCUCCACUGUGCCACCGACAACUCUCAGAGUAAAUGAUUUCAAUAACCAGCGAGACAAUCGAGAUCGUUAUUAUCCUGACUAUCGUUAUCCGGAUUAUCGUGGAUACGACCACCGUGGCUACGACGACCGCGGGUACUACAACCGCGGAUACGAUCCCCGCGGAUAUCCUCAACCGGCUGGUUACGGCGGAGGAUACGGAGCUCCGAGUCGUUUCUACAAUGACUACGAUCGCUAUCGAGGCUACGAUCCCUACAAUAACGAACCCUGGAGACAGCGCUUCCAUGACCCGUACUACGAUCGCGAUCCCUACUACAAUCGAGACGGCCGAUCCUAUGGCGGUAGGCUCCCGUAUUCACCCUACGGCAAUGACUACCUGAACAGAAUCGAUCCGUACCGUUUCGGAUACUCGACUGAUAAACUCGGACGGGGCUUUGGAUACUCAUGCAAAGACGUCUUCGAAUGUCAAGAUCUCAAAAAUCGAGAAGAAGCCCAACGGGAUGCCCAGCGAAGAUCGUAUCCCCCUUAUCCGCCCGUAUCGUCGAACUACCGAGCUCCUUACGAGCACAGUAAUCUCUGGCUCCCUCCGACACCGUCGCCCUCCUCCGGGAGAUCCGUGACCUACUUCCCCCACGAUCGUUAUAGUUCCUACGCUCCGUAUGCUGGCGGUUACGGCGGCUACUCGCCGUACUAUCAAGGAGGAUAUCGUAAUGAUUACUACAGGACCAAGAAGAAGUAA